Molecule: messenger RNA, 1195 nt
Organism: Glossina fuscipes
Lineage: Eukaryota; Metazoa; Arthropoda; Insecta; Diptera; Glossinidae
Product: transmembrane protein 35A
Exons: 4
Coding region: 497-979 (160 amino acids)
Biological process (GO): positive regulation of protein localization to cell surface; chaperone-mediated protein complex assembly
Cellular component (GO): endoplasmic reticulum
Source: RefSeq, a predicted model, not a curated record
UGAGAGGCAAACCUAUUUAACAGAAUAUGUGAGCGCAAGUAACGGAGAAAAUUUGCAGCCAGAAGUCAGAAAAUUUGACAAAAAAAAAAAAAAAAUCAAUUUUGGGGAUGAAUUCGAUGUCAGUCUCUUGCGAAUGUUUGUACGAUUUGUGUAAUAAUAUAAUAUACACAAUUUAAAUGAUAAGUAUCUAUAUCUACAGUAUACCUAUGCAUAAAACUCAUUCGUGAAUUUGUGGUUAUUAAAAUUUCUCUUAAAAAGCACAUGCAACGGGCCAACAAUUUAAAAAUAGAUCAAAAAUUAUAUUAAUGUUGUAUGUGGGAAAUAAGAAAUAAAAACAAAAAUUUAUCAAAACGUUAACGUUGAAAGCGAAAGAAGUGAGAUACGUAUAACGUAUAAGUGAAACUAAGAAAGUUCAUCACUAGUUAAAGUGAAACGAGCCGCAGUGCCCAGCUAGUUCCACUUUGAAGGGAUAUCACGCCAUACACGUUACAGCAAUAUGCCAGCUUCGAAUACGAUUGUUUUGAAAUCUCUCUCCAUACUGUUGGGCUUAUUUUUCGUUUUUGUUGGCACUUUAAAGCUAACGCCACAUAUUAGCAAGGAUCUAUAUAAGGAUUUGCGUACAGAAUACGUCAAAUAUGCCAAAGUAUUUCCCCUAACAGCACUGUUUGGUAUUAAGAUACCUUCGAAAUGGUACAGACGCACUGUUGGCCUGCUGGAGAUUUUGUGCGGUCUUGCAAUGGCUCUUAUUCCAUAUCAUAAGGUGAAAAAUGCUGCCAAUAUCACAUUGCUGUUGUUAAUGCUGCUGGGAAUUUAUCAGCAUUGGAUGGUCAGUGAUCCAUUUGAACGUUCUGGCCCAGCGCUGGUAUUUACUUUUAUGCUGGGCGGACGGCUGGUGGUUUGGUAUCAGACUAGCCGCAAAGACGCCGAACUCUCCGCUUGUACUACCCAAUCACAAACAAAUGGAGUUAAACAAGAUUAAUUUUUGCUCACAAUUCCAUACAUGUAUCCCGAUUAGUCUAAUCAUUAAAUUGCUCAGCAGAAAAUGUGUUCAAUAUAUGGAAAUGUUUAAAAAGGCUCUUAAGUGCGUAUCAAGCUAAGUAAUCAGAAUGGAAAUUUCUUUUAUAGUCUUUAAUAUUAAGUAUUCUAAAUGUCUCUGGUUUUAAAGCCAACGUAUACAAAAAUAAAUUACAACAAC